Molecule: messenger RNA, 1121 nt
Organism: Paralichthys olivaceus (Japanese flounder)
Lineage: Eukaryota; Metazoa; Chordata; Actinopteri; Pleuronectiformes; Paralichthyidae
Source: RefSeq, a predicted model, not a curated record
AUGCAGGCUGAAGGUUCUUCGAAUGCAAAGAAAGCCAAAGGGCAAAAUAACUGGAAGCAGUUGCCACGGUCCAGCAUCAUUGCUCUGGAGAACAUAAUGGACCUGUCACUCCUAGCUGUUCUUGCUUUGAAGAGGACAGAUAAGAAAGAGAGCCAGGAACAUCUGAACAUGAUGAAAAACAGGUUCCUUGCUCAGUGUGCACAGCUCACAGUUCCAGUGCAGAAACAAAAAGAUUUGAAGAGUUCACCUCACCACCACCAGGAGGAGACCAAGAAGGCAUUGGCUGGAAAGUCGACUUUGAGCCGACUAGAGGAAGACUUGCGGGCAGUGGUCCGUGCUCUGGAGAAUGCUGAGGAGCAGACCAACUCUUUACAGCACACAUGCAGUGUACUGAGAAACCAGGUGGAGGAAGAGGAAGAGAAAGCUAAAGAGAGUUUACAGAUAAGGCAACAGGCAGUUCUUAACCUUCCGCCGCAUCCGCCACAAAAACACAAAACUUCAUCAGAGACAAUGAAAAAAAAUAUAGCAGACAGUGACUCUGAAGCCACUGCACGAAGACUGGGAGAAAUGCUGCAGAAGUCUAAGGCCGUCCAGAACGCACAGGUCCUGCUUCUACACGCACACAAACAUGCUGAUCGACUGUUCAGCUCCGGCUGCAGCACCAUCAGUGGUUCACCUCGUUCAGAGGGAACUUAGCCAAGUCUUUCAUAACACCUGUCUGAAAACAAUGGUUUGAACAAAGUUUACAGGUCUAACUAUUGUAUACACACGCUAUUGGAACACAAUAUAACUUGGUCUCAAUGCAACUCAUUUCCACUUUUUUGACACUAGUUGUGUAAACCAGAUGAUUUUGUUAAAGCUUGAGGAAAAGGAAAGAAAAAUUAAAGAAGUAAAAAUGAGUGAAGUGCCUCUUCACUAUUUGAAAUGCAUUGAGGUGGCAGCCACACUCUGCUUCUCAUCUCAGGUUUUGUGCUUUCUCUUCAGCAUUCAGUUAAAUGUUGUAUUUGUUGUAAAUGUUUUCAUUUACAAUAAUGAUGCAUUUGUUUGUGGUGGAAAGACCGUUCAGAUAUCCAACUUCAUAUUCAGCAUCCUGAAGAAAAGUUUAAACAAACAAACCUACA